This is a messenger RNA of Centruroides sculpturatus (bark scorpion), 2026 nucleotides long. RefSeq names its product leucine-rich repeat protein soc-2 homolog. The transcript has 14 exons. Lineage: Eukaryota; Metazoa; Arthropoda; Arachnida; Scorpiones; Buthidae. The record is from RefSeq and is a predicted model, not a curated record. The coding region runs from base 16 to 1659 and encodes 547 amino acids. Gene Ontology annotation, molecular function: protein binding.
AGAUUUUAUCAAGAUAUGAAAUCAAAAUAUCUCAAAAUUAUGAAGGAGAAGAAACUAAGCUCAGGUUCUCUUGGAAGUGCAGAUAUAGCAAAACCAAAACAGGUAACUGUAACACAUCCAGGAACAAAUAAAGCAAAACCCACCUCAAAAAAGAAAGGUUCUAUCCAAGCAGAUUUGGAUAUAGCCAAAGAAUUUAAUCGCUGUAAAGAAGAAAGUUCCAAAAGAUUGGAUUUGAGCAAAUCAAGUAUUACCAUACUUCCAUCUUCAGUGAGAGAAUUAACCCAUUUAGUAGAAUUUUAUUUGUAUGGAAAUAAAUUGGCAACACUACCUCCAGAAAUUGGUUGUUUAGUUAAUUUACAAACAUUGGCAUUAAGUGAAAAUUGUUUGACAAGCUUACCAGAUACACUUGCUAAUUUAAAUCAGUUGAAAGUUCUUGAUCUAAGGCAUAAUAAAUUAAAUGAGAUUCCUGAUGUUGUCUAUAAACUGACAUCAUUAACAACUCUCUUUUUGAGGUUUAAUAGAAUUCGUGUUGUAGACGAUGACAUAUCUAGAUUAUCGAAUUUAACAAUGCUAAGUUUGAGGGAAAAUAAAAUCAGAGAACUUCCAGCUGGUAUUGGAAAACUUACUCAACUUAUCACAUUUGAUGCUUCAAAUAAUCAGUUGAAGGACUUACCUCCAGAAAUUGGAAAUUGUGUGCAGUUGCUAGCAUUAGAUGUCCAACAUAAUGAAUUAGUAGAUAUUCCAGAGAGCAUAGGUAAUUUAAAGGCAUUAACAAGACUAGGUCUAAGGUAUAAUCAAAUGACGACAGUUCCUAAAUCUCUCAGUAAUUGUGUCAAUAUGACAGAAUUUAAUGUAGAAAGCAAUGCUAUUUCUCAGCUUCCUGAAGGAUUAUUAUCUAGUUUGUGCAAUCUUACUAGUCUAACAUUAUCAAGAAAUGCAUUUACAUCCUAUCCUGUUGGUGGACCUUCACAGUUUUGUAAUGUCUAUUCAAUUAACAUGGAGCACAACCAGAUCAACAAAAUACCAUUUGGAAUAUUUUCCCGUGCCAGAAAUUUGACUAAAUUGAAUAUGAAAGAUAACCAGUUAACUUCAUUGCCUCUUGAUAUUGGUACCUGGACAAAUAUGGUAGAAUUACAUUUAGGCACCAAUCAAUUAAGUAAAAUUCAUGAUGACAUUCAAUAUUUAAGUUCACUUGAAGUGCUGAUUCUCAGCAACAACUUGCUCAAACGUUUACCGACUACAAUUGGUAAUUUACGUAAAUUAAGAGUUUUAGAUUUGGAAGAGAACAAACUUGAGAGUUUGCCUAAUGAAAUAGGAUUCCUUCAUGAGCUGAAAAAACUUAUUAUUCAGAGUAAUCAGCUGACAAGUUUACCAAGAGCAAUUGGUCUUUUAUCAAAAUUAACCUACUUAAGUGCUGGUGAAAAUAAUCUUAGCCAUAUACCAGAUGAAAUAGGUAGUCUUGAAAGUCUUGAAUCACUCUACCUCAAUGACAAUCCAAACUUGCAUAGUUUGCCUUUUGAAUUGGCAUUAUGUAACAAUUUGCAGAUUAUGAGCAUUGAGAAUUGUCCAUUAUCUCAAAUACCUCCAGAAAUAGUUAAUGGAGGACCUUCUUUAGUAAUACAAUACUUAAAAAUGAAGGGACCUUAUCGUUCAAUGUGAAAUUACAGUAUUAUUUAGGCACAAGUUCUAUUCAUGGUUGUCAAGCUGUAUAUUGCUUGAAGAUUAGAAAAAUAAAAAACAUGACGACUCAACCACAGAAAAAACAUUUUUAUGACCAUCUUUGGUCCAAAACUCCACAAGCGAUAAUUCAAAUGUUUGCUAGACAGAGUGCCCUGCUGUGGAAACAUAAAAGAUGGAACGAACAUGUGGUUGUUAACCUUUUAAAUCCAGUCUUUUGUGCAAUGUUCUUCAAUCUAUGGAAAAAAAUAUAUAUAUGGAAAAAUAUUUAAAAAAAUGAUGUCAUGAUUAAAAAAACAAGCUACCAAUAUUUGAUAAAUUUCAGAAUUUAUUCCUGCAGACUAUUUAU